AUGUGGCAAUUACAUCAAGUUGGGCUGACAGGGAGCUGGGCUGGCAGGCAGUUGGCGUGGCAGGGCGCCCAUCGGGCGGCAGCCAGUUCGGGGCGGCAGCCAGUUCGGGGCGGCAGCCAGUUCGGGGCGGCAGCCAGUUCGGGGCGGCAGCCAGUUCGGGGCGGCAGCCAGUUCGGGGCGGCAGCCAGUUCGGGGCGGCAGCCAGUUCGGGGCGGCAGCCAGUUUGAAGUGGCAGCCAGUUUGAAGUGGCAGCCAGGAGUUUGGGGUGGCACCGAGUUUGCGGUGGCGGCGAGUUUGCGGCGGCGGCGAGUUUGGGGCGGCGGCGAGUUUGGGGCGGCGGCGAGUUUGGGGCGGCGGCGAGUUUGGGGCGGCGGCGAGUUUGGGGCGGCGGCGAGUUUGGGGCGGCGGCGAGUUUGGGGCGGCGGCGAGUUUGGGGCGGCGGCGAGUUUGGGGCGGCGGCGAGUUUGGGGCGGCCGCGAGUUUGGGGCGGCCGCGAGUUUGGGGCGGCCGCGAGUUUGGGGCGGCCGCGAGUUUGGGGCGGCCGCGAGUUUGGGGCGGCCGCGAGUUUGGGGCGGCCGCGAGUUUGGGGCGGCCGCGAGUUUGGGGCGGCCGCGAGUUUGGGGCGGCCGCGAGUUUGGGGCGGCGGCGAGUUUGGGGCGGCGGCGAGUUUGGGGCGGCGGCGAGUUUGGGGCGGCGGCGAGUUUGGGGCGGCGGCGAGUUUGGGGCGGCGGCGAGUUUGGGGCGGCGGCGAGUUUGGGGCGGCGGCGAGUUUGGGGCGGCGGCGAGUUUGGGGCGGCGGCGAGUUUGGGGCGGCGGCGAGUUUGGGGCGGCGGCGAGUUUGGGGCGGCGGCGAGUUUGGGGCGGUGGCGAGUUUGGGGCGGCGGCGAGUUUGGGGCGGCGGCGAGUUUGGGGCGGCGGCGAGUUUGGGGCGGCGGCGAGUUUGGGGCGGCGGCGAGUUUGGGGCGGUGA
Schistocerca americana (American grasshopper) is the source of this 969-nucleotide messenger RNA. Its product is annotated as loricrin-like. The coding region runs from base 1 to 969 and encodes 322 amino acids. The record is from RefSeq and is a predicted model, not a curated record. NCBI's taxonomy places the organism in Eukaryota, Metazoa, Arthropoda, Insecta, Orthoptera, Acrididae. The transcript is spliced from 2 exons.